AUGAUUGUGUUUAACUUAUUUUUAGUUUUAUCUGUGGCCAUAUCUCCUGCCGUGAGCUCGGUGGCUAGAGACAGGAUCAACUCAUGCAGUUUGGACGAGUUCUCCUGUUCGGAUGGGACAUGCAUCAACAGUGAUUCAGCGUGCGACGGCGUUGUAAACUGCCCUGGUGGAGAGGAUGAACAAAAAUGUUUGUUUGGGUCACCCGUUUUGUCGGAUGAUCUAGUUCUACAUAGAUCUAGAAGGCAGGCUAGUGGUUGCCGUAAGGAUCAAUGGAGAUGCAGAGAUGGAUCUUGCAUCUCAUUCGAUGGGAUGUGUGAUGGGGUGGUGGACUGUCAAGAUGGCAGCGAUGAGACUCACGCCCUCUGCCGAAAAACUAAAUGCCAACCGAAUUGGUUCCGAUGUACGUAUGGUGCGUGCGUGGAUGGUACAGCUCCGUGCAACAAACAGGUGGAUUGCGCUGACCAGUCUGAUGAACUCUUGCCAAGGUGCAGGAAUGAAACUGAUGAGACGAGAGGUCAAUUUCGCUGUCUAAGUGGCCAGACCAUUCCAUCAUCAAGCCACUGCGAUGGCAUAUCGGAUUGUCCGGAUGGAUCAGAUGAGACAAUUCGCGCAUGCGCGGCAAAGACGUGCCCUUCGUACUUGUUUCAAUGCGCAUACGGCGCUUGUGUCGAUCAGGGAGCUGAUUGUAAUGGGAUAAGAGAUUGCGCUGAUGGAUCUGAUGAAGCCGAUGAGCUAUGCAACAAACAACUGCCAAGCAACCCAUCUGUGACUACCAGGCCAAUUCUGUCGGGUAAAUGCGUACUGCCACCAUAUCCAGACCAUGGCACUUAUGUGGUCUCCAACGCUCCAUAUGCUACUCCUGGACAAGGGUUUCAAGCUCUCCAGCUCAAUGUUACUUGUCGACCUGGCUAUGGUGUGCUGGGAACUGAUAUAGUCUUCUGCCAGGAUGGUACAUGGUCUAAUGAUAUCCCCAAAUGUGUUCGUUUCUGCAAACUGGACCCACAUCCAUCAGUGCACUAUCACUGCUUAGUCUCAGGCAGCAUCGAAGGUCAACGAAAGUGCAAUACCUACGAACCAACGGGAACAGUGAUCAGACCAGAAUGCAACAGCCCAAACUACUAUUCAUCAGGAAUCCUACCAUUCAUGAGAUGCAUCGACGGCAGCUGGGACUACGUAGCUGUUUGCACGCCAGAAUGUGGCCGAGUGACUCCUGAGGGAGUGGACCUCAUCAUCGAUGGGAGAAUAGCGAAGCGUGGAGAACUGCCAUGGCAUGUCGGCAUAUACAGAAAAACAACGACGCCAUACAUGCAGAUUUGUGGAGGAUCUCUUGUCACGAACAAAGUCGCUAUUUCUGCUGCACAUUGCUUCUGGGACGAUAUUAGCAAAUUACAACCAGCUAGUUUGUACGCGGUUGCUAUUGGGAAGAUUUAUCGUCCGUGGUCUAAUCCAAAAGAUACGGACGCUCAGAGAUCUGAUGUUAAAGAAAUCAAAAUACCGGUUCGAUUCCAAGGCAGUGCAGCGAAUUUUCAAGAUGACAUAGCUAUACUCAUUCUGGAAACGGCUUUCGUCUACCAGACGUAUGUGAGGCCUGUGUGUUUGGACUUCGACGUCAACUUCGACAGAAGACAACUGCAGCCGGGCAGACUUGGCAAGGUAGCCGGUUGGGGUCUGACCUCAGAAAAUGGACAGGCCUCGCAGAUCCUGAAGGUUGUGGAGCUGCCGUACGUGGAUGUAGAACAGUGCAUCCGUUUAUCACCUCCUGGCUUCACGGAGUACAUCACCAGCGAUAAAAUUUGCGCAGGUUUUGGAAAUGGUACGGCUUUAUGCAAAGGCGACAGUGGGGGUGGACUUGCAUUCCCAGAGUCAGAUCGAGGUAUCGAUCGUUUUUACCUCCGAGGAAUCGUAUCAACUGCAGCUAAUAACGAGAACCUAUGCAAUAGUUACACAUUAACUUCAUUCACGCAAAUCAUUAAACAUGAACAUUUUAUUAAAGAAUAUCUUUAA
Spodoptera littoralis (African cotton leafworm) is the source of this 2004-nucleotide messenger RNA. NCBI's taxonomy places the organism in Eukaryota, Metazoa, Arthropoda, Insecta, Lepidoptera, Noctuidae. The record is from the annotation of a GenBank genome assembly.